AUGCAAGGCGACGGCCUACAGAGUCCGGUUCCUGGCGAGAGGGCUGUUGUGGUUGGCAACCCCUGCCAGGAUCGAACCGAAGCACUGGCCUACAUUUCCCAACAGGUUGCAAGCAUGGAUCUCGCAAACUCAGAGAUUUUGAGGGUGACGUUUGUGUUUCAGGCCUUCGAGAACUCUUUUCGGGCUUGGCGCGGUGCACCCGGCGCUGACCUUUAUUCAAAAAGUCAGAGAAGCGACUGGAUACAAACCUUCUGGAGCCAUUCCUGGCAUGGACAGUGCUGGAGAAAGGUCUUGACGCUUCUCGCCAUGUACAACGGCCCGCCAGCUAUAAUUUCGGGCACACUCGUUGCUGUUGCGAUGAUGUUCCUGUUCUCUUUCCAGGUUCUCCCGGAAUUCAUCCGUGGGGACGAGGGCUUAUUUCGCAAUAGGCCUUAUAGCUCGAUCUGGUCUGUGUGGUCUGGCUUUCUGAUCACUUCGCUGGUGAUGAUCUUUUGGAGGUCUCAGACUCGUAUCUUCUUCGAUCGAAUCUGCAUCAGUGAAGACAGGCGUUUGAAAAGUCAAGCCAUCGUUAGUCUGGCAGGGCUGCUGCGAAGGUCGGACUCGAUGCUCAUUCUUUGGGACCCAACUUGGACCCGAAGGUUGUGGUGUUUGUUCGAGCUUGCAGCCUUCUUGCGAAGCAGGGAGCAGGGCAAGGAAGCGAAGCGGAUCAUCACACCCACCCUGCUGGGGCCAGUUUGCUUUGGAGUCUUCUUGUGCACCAGCGCUGGCACGAUUACCCUCGCAAUGGUGCCUCUACAAAGAGAGCUCAUGAUUCUCAACCCUGGUCCUAUCUCCCUGGUUGCAGCAAUGGUCGUUGGCUUCACACUAGUGAGCCAUUUGCGCAAGUAUUUUCGAGAGUUAGACACUAUGAGGCAGCAAUUGCUGCUGAUCUCAUUCGAUACUGCUGAGUGUGCCUGCUGUGCCAGGAACCACGUCACACUGUCUGGCGAACCUGUGCUAUGCGACCGCAUAAUUUUGAAGGAAUGUGUGAUGACGUGGUUCGGUGACCUCGAAUCCUUUGAGAACACCAUACGGGCAGAGGUUCUGGCGGUUUUGACACGUGACCUCGAGCGAGUUUUGACCACAAAGUCUACCAUUGCAGUAUUUGCCCCCAUCAUGUGGCUUUCCAUGGAUGGGGCUGCCGUCCAGUGGUCGGUUGCAGGACAGCUCGAAUCCCCGGAUGCAUUGGCCUUCCUGCUCCAGGGUUUAUGCAUCUGGCUCGUGGGCAUGCCUACGUUGAAGGACUGGCUCCUUGACGUUUGCAAGGUUGCGCGGGCGAGGCCGAGCAACCAGUACCUCGAGGUCAUGAAAAACUUGCUAGCAGUACUUUCAGCCAGCAUUCCGAUCGUGUGCACGAUGGGGUGCUUUGUCACCCUUCAAUCCCUUGAUCUGCUUUCUCCACUGGAACGUGCUGCAGCUUUUUGCGGCGGUAUGUUGGUCUACAAAAUCUUGUCAUGGCGCCUCGGUGUUGUCCUCAAAGCCUUCAUUGGCCAUCAGACAUGA
Molecule: messenger RNA, 1542 nt
Organism: Symbiodinium natans
Lineage: Eukaryota; Dinophyceae; Suessiales; Symbiodiniaceae
Source: the annotation of a GenBank genome assembly